Messenger RNA from Mobula hypostoma (lesser devil ray), 4213 nucleotides. RefSeq names its product fibroblast growth factor 14 (gene fgf14). Gene Ontology annotation, cellular component: cytoplasm; nucleus. Gene Ontology annotation, biological process: regulation of voltage-gated sodium channel activity. The coding region runs from base 355 to 1098 and encodes 247 amino acids. Gene Ontology annotation, molecular function: sodium channel regulator activity; growth factor activity. The transcript is spliced from 5 exons. The record is from RefSeq and is a predicted model, not a curated record. NCBI's taxonomy places the organism in Eukaryota, Metazoa, Chordata, Chondrichthyes, Myliobatiformes, Myliobatidae.
GAGAGGAGGAAGAUAGAGACGGGGAGGGCGCGCUGUUGGAGAGAGUUAAGGAAGUUUCCGGGUGCGUCGUGUGAGCAACCCGCAUCCGCAAGAGGAAAAGUGUGCGGAUCUCUGCCCACUCGCCACCGCGAGCUCUCCGGGGCAGGGGGUGGGGGUGGUAGCGGAGAGAGUGAGAGGAUGGAGAAGUUGAGAAGCGGACAGGAUCUCGCCGGCUCCCUGCCGCCCUGCGCUUCCGAGCUGCCGGUGAGAGCGCACGCAACCAGCCAAUCUCCAUGCCGGAGCUGAGCCGCUGAGCGGGCGGCCGGGCGGGCGGGCACCGAGUGGCGACUCAUCCCUCUCCUACUAACCUCAGCCAUGGCAGCGGCGAUCGCUAGCUCGCUGAUCAGGCAGAAGCGCCAGGCUCGGGAACACCACCUGGACAGGCCGAUAGUCACAAAGCGCAUCAAAAGCCCCCACAAAAAGAAGGGAGUUUGCAAUGGCAAUCUGGUGGAUAUCUUCUCCAAAGUCAGGAUAUUCGGGAUGAAGAAACGAAGGUUCAGGAGACCAGAUUCCCAGCUCAAGGGUAUAGUGACCAGGUUAUAUUGCAGGCAAGGCUUCUACCUGCAGAUGAACGCAGAUGGAGCUGUCGGCGGAACUAAGGAUGACAGCAGUAAUUCCACAUUGUUCAACCUCGUGCCAGUGGGACUUCGAGUCGUUGCUAUUCAGGGUGUGAAGACAGGGCUCUACGUGGCCAUGAAUGGGGAAGGAUAUCUUUACACAUCAGAACUUUUUACACCCGAAUGCAAGUUCAAGGAGUCGGUCUACGAGAACUACUACGUGAUCUACUCAUCAAUGCUGUACCGGCAACAGGAAUCUGGCAGGGCAUGGUACCUGGGUUUCAACAAGGAUGGACAAAUCAUGAAAGGGAACCGCGUGAAGAAAACUAAACCUGCUUCUCACUUUCUGCCCAAGCCACUGGAAGUCGCCAUGUACCGUGAGCCAUCCCUGCACGACAUCGGCGAGACCGUCCUGAAAAACACGACGACUCCGAGUAAAAGCACAUGUACUUCUGCUGUAAUGAAUGGAGGCAAACAAGUCAAAAAAAACAAAUCGACAUAGCCCGCUGGGUCUAGGAGAGGACGCAUCCGUUAACCACUGCUCCAUUGGGCAAUUUAUCCCUGGCAGACUGUUGCCUUCCAAUGUCCGUGAGCAGGAAGAGCCGGCGACCUCUUGCUCAUCGCAGUCUUUGACUAUCUCAUUGCAAGCGGAUAAAUCCCAAUGCGUAGCUCCUCCCGCCACAAGAAACCUGGAUAACUCAGACCAUGGCUGUCCUUCCCAGACACUGGAUGAAUGCCUUGUACCUGUUUCCUGUUAACUGUGACACUCCAUGAGAAAUACCUAUCUCACACCCUCUCUUGGUGCAUCGCCUGCUGACCACAACAAUGGAGUCCAGACCCGGAGGAGGCUUGCUCGCUGUGUGAGAGCUGUUGGCAGCUGGAUCUUAGACCUUUGCUGUAAAUCUCUGCUUGUUCAGGAACAAGCCCUCCACCUCCAUCAACCCCCCUCCCCCCACCUCUCUUUCUCUUUGGUUUUUUUUCAAACCUAGCUGCUCUGACUUUUACUCUUGCAGAGAUCUGCUGUGUGUGGUUUUUUUUUCCGCUGUAGGAGAGCAGGGGGUGGAUGGAGAACUAAAAGCGCUCCGCACUGUGGAGUUGGAACUACUAGUUAGUCACCAGGACCACGGGGAUCUUGGGGAGUAUUACUCACAAGUCAGGCAGGUGAAAUAGAAGCCUGUGUACUGGCUGACAAAUUGUCGGCCAGUUGCCGAGGUCAAUUGCGGGUAGCAGGGGUGGAGAGUGUGAUGGCACCAAUCUCCCCCACCACCUGCUCCUUUGGAUCCAUCCCUCACUGUGGUGCUUGUCUUGGUGCCCCCUGGUCAGACCUGGGGCUCAAGCACCUGCCCGGUUGCCCCACAUUAAAUUUUGAGGGCACUCUCUCUGAGCCCGGGAUGAGAUUAGCCCCUGUGGCCAAAGUUCCCCCUGAAGCUGGUGCCAAGAGGCGAGGAGGCCAAACUGCGAGCCCUGUCUGCAUCAGCCAAGCCUGCCAGCAUCGUUCUGGCCCGCCUGCGGCGGCAGUGCCGCAGGCCGGACCUCACUGGUCCCCCAGGAAGGGAGAGAGAGAGAGAGGACUUUGGCUGUUUUGGGGAAAACGUGUGAGAGAGUUCCUUGUCUUUAUUCCUUUAAACUCAGUGAGUGGUGUUGCCCAUUGGACUUAGUGAGCCAGUGCACCCCCAGGCACCAGCCAGUCCUUCCCACCUAACGAGGAGAAGGCCCAAGCAUUUACAAACUAAGAAUCUCAGCGGAAACAAAGGCGGUCGCUAUGGUUCAUUCUAUCCUCAAUUAAUCCAUUUAUCCAAAUAACUCAGUUACUUUUAUGAUCACAAAACCUUCAGAAAGCUGGAUUUUAUUUAAAGAUGUGUAAUAUUCCAUAUUCUUUUUCCAAAUUCUCUUGUAGAGAAGUGAAAAUUACCUAAUCAAGAAAGACCCAGAAUUGUUCUGUCUCCAUUAUUCUGGCUGACUAGGGUACUGCAAUUAUGUUAAAAGUGCAGGACGUACCAAAAUAAAGACUCAUUUAUUUUAACUCUGGCAGUAAUUUUAACAUGCAUUGGAUUUGUUUGUUAAUUUUUUGUUCUACCCCAAUUCUAUUAAGUGCUAAGUGCUUUAUUCUAAUGAAAAGGUAGCAAAGUUCUUAAUUACCUCAAAGGGUUAGCAAGCUGGGUAAAAUGGCAAAAAAAAUAUCAUUAAUCCAGGAAAGGCUAUCCUUACAAAGCAACGUGAAAUCUUUGGGAAUACAACACACCUUGACAAUAUCAUCUAAAUAAAAUCAUAAAUGUCCCAUACAGCAAAUCUAAAGCGUCAAUAGUCGAAUCAAAAUUACUUUUAAACAUGUUUACGACCAGCACUGCCUCAGAACAAAUACUAGAGUCGUGAAAUUCAUGGCCCAGUAGAUGUCACUUAGUAUUAAUGUAACAAGAUUCAACUUAGUGGAAGUCAUAAAAGGUGUGUUAUGGUUGGGAAAAGAAAACAGGCCGAGUGUGAAUAUGUGGAGUUCUGUUCAAAAUGGGAAACUAAUGGGUAUGCUGCACUGUGAGUUUUCAUUAUGUCGGAGAGGUAACGGUUCAUUUAGGGUCCAGAAAACUGACGAAUAGGACUUUAUAAAUGUGAUCUCUGGAAGGCAAGCAUUGUGCAAAUUGAAGCCAUUCAGUCGGCUCUUUUGACCACUUAACGUUGAGCCCAAAACUGCAACUAUUGUCACUCCCUUGUCAUGUUUACUGUAGUAUAGAUGGAUCAAGUGUUGCUGCAUUUCAAGGACUUGUUUGUCAAGCCGCAGGUUUCGUAGUUCUUACAAGCUUGAAAACUAUUUAGUAAUUUAGUAAGUCUAAUGUUUCUGAUUUAUUUUAAAAGAAACUCUAAUUUCUGCCAAUUGGAAAUGCCGCAAUGCUGCUGCUAGGCUGCUAAUGUAUGACACCUGAUAACUUUUAGCAAUUUCUAUCUCAUCAUUUGUUCCAACGAAGGAAACUAGAUUUGUGUUGAUUUCCUCUUUUUUAAAAAAAAACAAUGUAGAGAAAAAAUGUUUAAGCACAUCGGCCACCAUUGGGGUCUCUGUACUGAACAAAUUUAACGCCAUGGAUAGUAAGUAUCCAUGUGUGAGAGGGUGCGUUUGAUAACGAACUGAAGGAAGUCAAGAAUUCCUGGAGACAACAGACAGCACGCUGAUUUCAACAGUGGACCCUACAGUAUGACCCUUGCAAACCAGUUGACUGGUUAAACCUAGGCUGAAUUUAUUUUUGUAAAUGACAACGAGCAUAUAAUUGUUAACCCCUUCUGUGUUUCUUUUAUUCUUUAGUUGUUUUAUGAGUUGUUCGUGAGAGUGUUUAUUCCAAAUGAAUGGUUGUCCUUGACAAGCUAAUUCUUAUCACGUUUUAAGAAACAAUGGAGCAGGGGGAUAAUUUAUUCUUUCUACCUUUGUUACUAUUUUGUCUCUUGUCUCAUAUGUUGCAUGGGAUGAGGGUGACAAUGAUCAAACUGAACUGCAUGUCGUAGGUUGUAUGUGUCAAGAACUGUUGGUAUGUAUUACUAAAUUUACAUACAUAUAUGCAAAAAAGAGUUUGUCUGCAUUGUACAGUUUAAAUGUUUAUUAUCAUUUGUUGUACACAAAAAUACAACAUAUUGAA